GGAGGGGAGCGGGGCGGCGGGGCGCGCGGAGCCGGUGCCCUGCGCCGCCUCAGCCGUCUCGCCCGCGGGCCGGCCACCAUUUGGGCCGGGGUGUCGCUGUGCUGGUCCCGGCCCAGGGACCGCCCUGGCUUCCCCCGGGCUCCGCGAGCCUGCGGACCCACAACAAACCCACGUGCGCUCGGCCCCCGGGAGCCCGGCUUUCCCCACCGCACCGUCGGUGAGGUGUGGGACGCCUCGCAGACUCCGGGGUCCUGCGUAUUCCCGCAGCUGGAUUUGCGGACCGGGAAACUGAGGCCUGCGGGGGGCGGGUGGGGGCUCAGGCACCAUAACAAACGCACGUGCGCUCCGCCGCGGGAUCCCCGCGCCUCGCUGGCCCUGCCAGGGCCGCCCGGCGCAACCGGGCCAUUGUCUCAAGCCGCGGGGGAGGGAGCGGCGCUCGGGGCGCCUCUUGCCGGAGGAGGACGACGGAGACAUUGAAAAGGCAACAUAGAGCCUGUUGUGCAGAGAGGGAGGAGCAGUGAGAUCCUGGAGCCCAGCUGAAAUGAACUGGCCUCCUUGAGCGGGCCCAAGCCCGGGUGCCAGGCCUGUGUCCCAGCACUGAGCCCUGAGCCUGAGUCACCGUUGGAUCCUUAUUACCUGGUACUGGGCCCCAGUCCCUGUUGGAUCCAUGUCACCUACCACCGGGCCCGAACAGCGUAGCCCUCUAUGUUUUUCGAUCAUCCGGAGAAAAAUGAGCCUUGGCCUCUAGACCCAAUAAAGCAAACAUUCCUCCCAUGGAGACUAGCACUGGUUCCUAAGGACCUGAAGGGCCUGCAGCCCCAGGGGGAUUAGCCAAAAGCAGGCUUGUUUUCUGCUCAGAACAGAGUGGCUGCUCUGAACACAUCUUUCAUUAUGAUUCACACCAACCUGAAGAAAAAGUUCAGCUGCUGCGUGCUGGCCUUUCUCCUGUUUGCAGUCAUCUGCGUGUGGAAGGAGAAGAAGAAAGGGAGUUACUAUGAUUCCCUUAAGUUGGAAACAAAGGAAUUCCAGCUGUUGAGAGGUCUGGAGAAACAGGCUGUGACUUUGAGCAGCACCCAGAAGUCCCCCAGGGGCCGCCAGGCCCUCAGCAGUCCCCGGGGCCCAGCCAAGGCCAAGCCUGAGGUCUCCUUCCAGGUAUGGAACAAGGACAGCUCUUCCAAAAACCUCAUCCCCAGGCUGCAGAAGAUCUGGAGGAAUUAUCUGAAUAUGAACAAGUACAAAGUGUCCUAUAAGGGGCCAGGGCCAGGUGUCAAGUUCAGCGCAGAGGCCCUGCACUGCCACCUCCGGGACCAUGUGAAUGUCUCCAUGGUAGAGGCCACAGAUUUUCCCUUCAACACCUCUGAAUGGGAGGGUUUCCUGCCCAAGGAGAACAUCAGGACCAAGGCUGGGCCAUGGGGCAGGUGUGCUGUUGUCUCAUCAGCCGGAUCGCUGAAGUCCUCCCAGCUGGGCCGAGAAAUAGAUGAUCAUGAUGCAGUCCUGAGGUUUAAUGGGGCGCCCACAGCCAGUUUCCAACAAGAUGUGGGCACGAAAACCACCAUUCGCCUGAUGAACUCUCAGCUGGUCACCACUGAAGGGCGCUUCCUCAAAGACAGUCUGUACAACGAGGGAAUCCUAAUUGUGUGGGACCCAUCUGUUUACCAUUCAGAUAUCCCAAAGUGGUACCAGAGCCCCGACUACAGUUUCUUCGAGAACUAUAAGAGCUACCGAAAGCUGCAUCCCGACCAGCCCUUUUACAUCCUCAAGCCCCAGAUGCCUUGGGAGCUGUGGGACAUCAUUCAGGAAGUCUCCCCAGAGGAGAUUCAGCCCAACCCCCCAUCCUCUGGGAUGCUUGGUAUCAUCAUCAUGAUGACGCUAUGUGACCAAGUGGAUAUUUACGAGUUCCUCCCAUCCAAGCGCAAGACCGACGUGUGCUACUACUACCAGAAGUUCUUUGACAGUGCCUGCACAAUGGGCGCCUACCACCCACUCCUCUUUGAGAAGAAUCUGGUGAAGCACCUCAACCAAGGCACAGACGAGGACAUUUACCUGCUGGGAAAAGCUACACUGCCUGGCUUCCGGAGAAUUCGCUGCUGAACAUGGGCUCCCUGGUCAGGUCCCCUAGCCCUUCUCCACCAAGUCUGGGCAGAUCACGUUCCUGAACAAUCCAGCCUGCACGGUGGGCCUUCUGUCAAGAAAAGCCUCAGGCUGCAGGAGUCCCAACAGCAAGCAGCCAGGUCCAGCCAGGUCCAGCCUACCCCGUAGUUGCAGAGGUGUGCGAGCCCAAAGCCUCCCGCCACACACACAUACACACACACCUAGCAUUCUUUCCACAUCACCUUUCCCACCAGGGCUGCCAAAGCUGGGCUGUUUUCCCCAUCAGAAUGAUGUUAUUCUCACAAACCAGUACUCUCUAUUGCUCGAAAUCUGCACCUAGACACUGAUUUCAUGUAUGAAAGAAAUUCUCCCAAAUUAUGAUUGUGCCCGCAUAUAGGGUGGCUCUGGGGAGCCAGUAAGUGGUGUGGGGCGUAGGAAACAUGCUUGAUUCCUCCAGAACAAAGUUGGUCCCAAGGUCCAUGCCCCUGAGAGACGUGGCAUUCCAAUCACUCUAGCUGGUUUGGCGGGUCCUUAGCCUGGGUGCUUAUGCGCAAAGGGUCUUGAUGAACCCACAUCCUCUCCAUAUGGAGAAGAGAGCCACAAAAGGGCACGGUCUCCAUCCUCUGGUUGCUCACAGUUCAGUGGGAGAGAGAUGGAAGAUUCAGUGCACUCAGUUCACAGCCAGCGGGGGGGGUGGGGGUGGGGGUUGGUGGAGAGGCUGAGUUGCCGUGCUGUGGGCUUGCAUGCUCGGAGGGGCCACGCAUUUGCUGUAUCUGUGGGUUGGAGAGGGCUUCGCUGAGCUGCGCUGUGGAGAUUUUAGAGGAUUGGAGAAACAUGUCAAGCAGACGUUUGAGUCAUCUGAAUUGUGUUUUCCUUUCUGCCUUUAUUGCCCAUAUUUAUUUUCUAAGGUCUGCCUGAACUUCGAGGCUCAUUAUUUUCUAAGGAAACCACUUCCCCUGUCUGAGCACAGCCCCGUGGCAGACACCUGGCAAGCCAGAUGCCAAAAACCAGAUUUGUCCGUGCUCGGCCUGGCCGGACCCUUGGCUGCAGCUGGGUUCGCACACCUUGUCCACUGCUUCCCUGUUAAUGCCCGCCCCACCCCCUCCUAGCUGCCAUUCUUGUUUUCCCCUUUAAAGCAGUAGAUUUUUUCCCUCUUUCAAAUUACUUUUAAGCAUUUUGUACUUUAAAAGUAUCCUGAUCCGAUGAUUUCUUUCACCUUCAUGGGCCUUUUGCGGAAUGUCUCUCAGGGAGUGGGGAUGUGGUUCCCUAGAAUUUAAAGUUGCUCUCAGAAGUCAGAACCUUAGAGAUCAUAACUGAUUCUCACAAGGUUUCUCAGACGGCCAUGGCCUCCACCCCUCCAGCAAGGGUGCAAUAUCAGAGUCUCCAGACAGAGGCCCUCCCCCUGUGGUGUACAAACAUGCUUCCUGGGUAGUUUUGCUACCCCCCCUUCUCCAGUGGAGAACCACACUGGACUGGUCUGGGCCCUGGUGAGGAGAAGAUAAAGGAUUCACUCAAGGUCACAAAAUAAUGCUGUAGAGCCAGGGCUCCUAGGUCCAUGUGCUCAAGGGCCUCUUAAGCUUGAGCUCUAGACCAGUCGUCUGGGAGCUGGAGUGCUCAUGUGCUGCCAAACCCUUGGCUUAUAUAGGCAGUAGCAGGAGCCCCGGGGAGGGCUGAUGUUCCCGUAUAUACUAGUCAUGCCCCCAUGAGCAAAUUUUCCUGAGACUCUGUUUCCACAUCUGUAAAAUGGGGGUGAUAAUCCUACCUCACAGGGCUGUUGUAAGGGUUACAUGAAACACCUGUCCUGGUUCUGUACUUGGCCCAUAGCAGGUGCUCAGUACAUGGUGGUUUCCUUCCUCCCUCUCUCUCCUUCCUCCCCUCCCUCGCUCCCUGCCUUCCUCCCUUUACUAAGGACCUGUUCCACGCUCACACCUGGGCAGGAUCUUGCCUUGAGGGAGGCCAGAGACGGGGUCCUGUCAUCAGGGAAUUAACUAUGCUACUGGGAGACAACAACUACCCUGCCUGGAACAUCCAGGAAAUCAUCCGAGGCAAUGGAGAGUGCAGGUGCAAAAGUGUCCCCCCCCAACCCCGCGCCCACUCCUUGCAGCUCUGGCCUUUCUGCUUGGGAAUGGGCCAAGCACUUGGGUUGCUUCCUGCUGUGUGGAGGGAAUCUUUUCCACUGAUCUGGGCCUAUGAAUUCCCAGCUUGCUUUAGGUUCUGAUUUGACACACUCAUUGCAAUCUUUGAAUCACACACAUUGAGAGGAAGGCGGCAUUCCACCAGCAGGAGAUAGGCGUUGGUGUGGACACUGAAACUACACUGGGUAGUUGCUAGCUUUUAAUUGUUAUUAUUAAUAUAAGGGAUCAGAUUAAUUUAAGUGUGAUUCUGGGUCUACAGAACUUUAAUUCUGUGUUCUCUCUAUAUGGAAACUAGUAAAAUGCAAAUAAGACAGGGAUAUUAUUGUUGGUCUGGUGAGAGGUUUCAUAUUUGCAACAGAUAAUAUAAAAAUGGUGAUUGAGUGCUGCAGGAAAGUCCCCGUCCCAAGGGGGCUGUGUCUUUGUCAGUAGCCAUCUCUUCAUCCCAUAUCAUGAGAUCCCCCAAUCCUUCAGUCACAUAAGCUAUCCACCUUGGUUUGGAGACCUCGAUCUCAGAAGUGUCUGAAACAUGCCUAAUCGAAUUCUGAAUUACCCAAAGAUGAUGUAAAAUUUUAAAAUAAAUGUGUUUUUAAAAAGCUGCUCCCUCUCUUCUUACUUGCUAAGGGAAUGACUGUUCCCUUCUCAACUUUUAUCUCCAAGGAAGACACAACUGGAAUCCCAAAGCCACUAAUCCUCCCCUGCUACCUGCUAGCUUCUCCGCAGUACUCCAGGAAGAAGAAUGGUCACUUAUGUGGCAGGUAGCAUCUUUGAGAUAUUGACCGAUUGGUUUUUCUUCCUUUUGCUCUUGCUUAGAUUCAAAUGACUAAGUUGUUUGUCCAACACCUCAGGGAAGGGAUGCAGUAGGGCAGAAAGCGAACGGAAGGAAGGUCUUUUUACCUUGGUUUCCAAAAGCCUAAAAACCCUUAAGGGAAUGAUAUCCCAAGGGAACAGCCAAAAUAUUUGGAUAAAAAUCCCGAGAAGCAGGAAUAGGAGAGAAAGGAGAAUUCCUUUUCUCUGUGAGCUGUGUGCCUCCCAUUAUGACUUAAAUAUGUCCCCCUACACCACACUACACUACACUGUAGUCUAUUUAAGUGUGCAAUAGCAUUGUGUCUACAAAAACCAUGCAUAUACCUUAAUCAAAAAAUAUCUUCCUGCUAAAAAAUGCUAUCUGUCAUCAGCUUUCAGUGAGUCAUAAGUGGAGGGUCUUGCCUGGAUGUUUCUGGCUGCUGACUGGUCAGGGUGGUGGUGGCUGAAGGUU
This is a messenger RNA of Zalophus californianus (California sea lion), 5481 nucleotides long. RefSeq names its product ST6 beta-galactoside alpha-2,6-sialyltransferase 1 (gene ST6GAL1). Gene Ontology annotation, molecular function: sialyltransferase activity. Lineage: Eukaryota; Metazoa; Chordata; Mammalia; Carnivora; Otariidae. The record is from RefSeq and is a predicted model, not a curated record. The transcript has 9 exons. The coding region runs from base 892 to 2091 and encodes 399 amino acids.